Cydia strobilella is the source of this 3214-nucleotide messenger RNA. RefSeq names its product lysosomal alpha-mannosidase-like. The transcript is spliced from 18 exons. The coding region runs from base 188 to 3208 and encodes 1006 amino acids. Gene Ontology annotation, molecular function: alpha-mannosidase activity; carbohydrate binding. Gene Ontology annotation, biological process: mannose metabolic process. Gene Ontology annotation, cellular component: lysosome. The record is from RefSeq and is a predicted model, not a curated record. Lineage: Eukaryota; Metazoa; Arthropoda; Insecta; Lepidoptera; Tortricidae.
AUAAAACUGAUAAAUGAGGUGUUAACAUUUAUAAGAAAUAAAAUUGACCUAAUGAAUGAUGAAAGUUUAAUACAAAUUUGCACUUCGACGUUUGAUAAGGGUGAAAUUAAAAGUGCAAAAACCUUGCUUUUUCAAGCGGUGCCGGUGCCAAACAACGACAGUCUGCUCACAAGGAAAAGCAAAGGAAAUGCAGCGUUGGUUGCUGUUGCUAGGCGUAGUCGGGCUGGUGUCUACGGUGCCUACGUCCUUCGACGAGAUCACUCCGAGAGAUGGUGAAAGCUGCGGUUACGAUAGCUGUACCGAAGCAGAGCCAGGAGUCCUCAACGUACAUUUAGUAGCGCACACGCAUGAUGACGUCGGCUGGCUAAAGACUCUCGACCAGUACUACUAUGGAAGUCGAAACACCAUUCAGUCUGCCUGCGUCGAGUGUAUCCUGAAUUCAGUCGUGAAAGAACUAUGGUUAGACCCCAAAAGGAAAUUCAUCUACGUAGAAACAGCGUUCUUCUGGAAGUGGUGGGUGGCCCAGCCUGCGUUCGUGAAGUCCCAGGUUCACACCCUGGUGAGGCAGGGGCGGCUGCAGUUCGUAGGCGGGGCUUGGAGUAUGAAUGAUGAAGCAGCCAGCCACUAUCAGAGCACUGUUGACCAGUUCACUUGGGGACUACAAAAAUUAAAUGACACGUUCGGCGAAUGUGGGCGUCCGCGUGUCGGCUGGCAGAUCGACCCGUUCGGGCACUCGCGGGAGUUCGCCGCCAAUCUGGCGUCCAUGGGCUAUGACGGCCUGUUCCUCGGCCGCAUCGACUACCAGGACAAGGCUCUUCGGCUCAAAGAGCGAACUAUGGAGAUGCUGUGGCGAGGAAGCGACGACCUAGGCAAGUCAUCCGACAUCUUCACCGGCGUGCUGUACAACACUUAUGCACCCCCUACCGGCUUCUGUUUCGACGUGUUUUGCGAGGACGAGCCGAUUAUAGACGAUGUCUCCUCGCCUAUGUACAAUGCCGAUGCUAAGGUGGCAACGUUCCUAGAGGUAGCCGCAAACAUGUCGAAAGCCUACCGAACCAACAACAUCCUGGUGACGAUGGGGGAAGACUUCUUCUAUCAGGACGCGUCGCUGUGGUUUAACAACCUUGACAAGCUUAUAAAAUACACCAACCUAAAAGCGGCCAAGGAGAAUCUGAAGGUGAAGCUGUUCUACUCCACUCCUACCUGCUACUUGAAGGCAGUCAAGGAUGCCAACCCAACCUUACCCAUCAAGCAAGACGACUUCUUCCCGUAUGCAUCUUCCUCGACUGCCUACUGGACCGGCUACUACACCUCCCGCCCCACCACCAAGUGGAUGGAGAGAGAGGCCCACAACUAUCUACAGACCUUCAAACUGCUGCAAAGCCUAACGAGUCUACCCGAAUCCAACAUGGUCAGUCUGAAUGAACUAAAGAGUGCUGUGGGUGUGAUGCAGCAUCACGACGCCAUCACGGGCACUGAGAAGCAACAUGUGACGCAUGACUACGAGCGUAUCGUGGCGCGGGCGGUCGACGACGCCUAUAUCAUCGGCAACCAGGCUUUCAACAAGCUGCUCAUGCCAGAGGCGAGUCUAGUCUAUGAACGCUGCGAGUUCAACCAAUCCCAAUGCAGCGUCACCGAGCGCAGCCAGACCUUUGUCGUUACAGUGUUCAACAACCAGGUGAUGCCCAAAGCCUCGGCGAAGAUAGACUUGCCCGUCACCGGCGUUGGAUACUCAGUUUACGACGAGACUGGUAUUAACAUACCCUGCGAAAUACAGAAACUGUCAUCAGAAUACUUCUCAAUGCCAACCAGACAAUCCAACGCCACGCACAACCUAUGCUUCUUCGCGAAAAACUUGCCCGGGCUCGGUUAUAAAAACUUCUAUGUUAAAAAAGGUAUGAAAAAAAAGAGAAAAUCGGCGCGAGACAGCGACAGCAAAACGGUAACGAGCGACGAUGAAGGUUCGCGAGACAUAGUACUGGAGAACGACUACAUCACCCUAUCUAUCAACAAGGACAGCGGUUGGAUGAACUACACGUCCAGGACUGACGGCACUACGCUCAGCUUCCUUGCUGUGCCUGGCUACUACAUCGGCUGCGUGGGCAACAAUAGGGUAGCAGCCAACCGCUCGUCGGGCGCCUACGUCUUCCGCCCCAACAUGACCUCCACCCCGGUCCUCCACACCUUCCAUGACUUCCCCGUCACCAACGUCGUCCAGUCAGUGCUGCAGGAGGUCCACAUACACUACGAUGACUCUGUCUCUGUCACUGUCAGCUUGAAAGACGAUACUGUGUACUUUUCAACUAUUUUAAGCAUAGAAUUAGGCACAGAAUAUAUCCUUAGAUUCCAAACUAACUUGAAAAGUGAUGGCGCUUUUUAUACAGACUCAAAUGGUAGACAGAUGUUGAAAAGAAUUCGAAACACUCGCCCGCAAUGGAAUCUUACUUUAGCUGAACCGAUUUCUGGCAAUUAUUACCCAGUAGUUCAAGAGAUGUAUAUAGAAGAUGAAGAUUUGAGGGUAGUUGUAAAUGUGGAUAGGGCUAGAGGUGGCGCGUCGCUUGAAGAUGGCUGGCUUGAAAUUAUGCAGCAUCGUAGGCUAAAACAUGAUGAUGCUUUUGGCGUAGGAGAAGCGCUUAACGAAACUGUUGGAGGCAAAGGAUUGUAUAGCAUUGAUACUGUAAUGUUACAAGUCGUUUCUAAAACUAAAGAAAACUUAAUAAAUACUGCUGAAAAAAGUCUAAAAUUCUUCUCUGAGCCUCAGCUUUUUGUAGCAGAGGCACCUUUCAGUUUAGACAAAUUCAAAACUAUGACAAACGUAUACAGUUUUCUAAAAACUGAUCUUCCUAAAGGCGUUCAUUUGUUGACUUUGGAGCCGUGGAACAAUAAGAUUUUGAUACGUUUCGAAAAUUAUUUAGAUAAAGAAUUGUCCCCUGAUUAUGUUUCUGUAGAUUUGACUAAAGUUUUUAAUACUAUUGAGAUUAGAUCGAUAAAAGAAACUACUUUAGCAGCUAAUAUUUGGUUUGAAGACUAUAAACAGUGGGAAUGGAAUACAGAUGAAGAGUUUUCUGAAAGUUUUAACAAAGAGUAUGGGAACGAAAGCGUGAAUAGAGCCAAAGAGGGUAAGAAGUAUGAUGAUGAUGGAUUGAUUAUUAAACUGAGGGCCAAAGAAAUUAGAACGUUUGUGGCGGAGUAUGGUGUUAAAAACUAAAAUUUU